Messenger RNA from Halteromyces radiatus, 1546 nucleotides. RefSeq lists its product as uncharacterized. The record is from RefSeq and is a predicted model, not a curated record. NCBI's taxonomy places the organism in Eukaryota, Fungi, Mucoromycota, Mucoromycetes, Mucorales, Cunninghamellaceae. The transcript has 8 exons. The coding region runs from base 1 to 1467 and encodes 488 amino acids. Gene Ontology annotation, molecular function: protein binding.
AUGAUUCAUUACCUCCAGUCUAUAAACAUGAUAUAUUGUUAUGGAGGUGCCAAUCGUCAAGGAAAUUCAGGUCUUUCUAAUCAAACUUUAUCGUGGUUUGAUAGUGAAAUUUACAAUCAUCAUGUCUAUCUUGAUAUUUCCAAGCCGUUGAAUGUAUCUGCUGCUAAUACACAAUGGCAACCUGUUCCUCCACCCAGUAGUGCCUUUCAACUGGAACCACGUUGUGAUUUCGCUAUGAUCAAUCAUAAUGAUACAGGAUAUACCAUCGUUGGUGGUGCUGGUCCUUCUACUAAUCAUGGUGAUCAAAGUCUUGUCAAUAUCACUGUGGAUUACAAUGCAGAUUUGAACACUUGGGGAUCUCUCAAAAGCCUAAACGAUUCACAGCCCAAAUUGAACAUGUCCAUGGAAAUUCAAAUGUUUGGUACUCGUGGUGUUAAAAUCACUAACUCUCAAUAUAUGAUCGCUGGCGGCAUUCCUCCUAAUAAUGAUACCGUCAUUCAAUCAAACUCUAGUUAUGUCUACGUCGAGUCAGAGGAUUCCAAUUGGGGAAGUAUGAAAGUUUAUACUGAUCCUAUUACAAGAGGUGGCAACUUGUUCCUAGAACCCGCGCGUGUUUACCGCCAAGCUUUGGCAACGAGCAGCAAUGGUACAGUCUACAUCUUUGGUGGGAUCCGCCCUGGGGAUGCUACACAGAAUUACGAUUAUAUGGAUUUCACAGGUUAUUAUGGUUUUGAUUCUCUGAUUGUAUUUUAUCCAUCUCAAAAUCAAACAUUCAACGUCGUUACACCAAGCAAUUCCGAUAACGCGCCCAGUCAUCGAGAACUCCACACAGUGACCAGUAUUCCCAAUACAAACAACAUGCUUCUUUAUGGUGGUAAGGGUAUGGACGAUGCAGUCGUUUCUGACUUUUGCUAUACAUUCGAUACUGUAUCUGGAUUUUGGAAUAUUGUCAACUUUACCAAUGGUGAUGGUGCUGGACUUCGAUAUGGUCAUCAAGCGGUGAUGGUGGGCAAUGACAUGCUCUAUAUUAUUGGAGGUAUCGAUAUCACCAACACUGUCCAAAACGAUGUACAUAUCUUGAAUGUCACCAGUAUGACGUGGUUGAACGGAUCCUACACUAAUACCUAUGAUCAAACGAACAGUGGCUCUUCAUCAAAUAGCAACAAUGGAACUGGAUCAUCCUCUCUUAGUGAAGGUGCUAUUGCUGGUACUGUUAUUGGAUGUGUCGCUGCUGUGGCUUUAGCGACCGUGGCUGCCGUGGUCUUUUAUAUGCAACAUAAAAAAAAGAAGUUAUUAUCAUCUGGUACUGCUCCUACUGGUUUUGCUCCUACUACUACUUCCCCAACGAUGGCAAUUACUCCUAACUACAAUGGUGAGUCCAACGCGUUUCAUUCACUAAAUCAUCCUGCUGAUGGUAAACAUGAUCAAGCUCCUUCUCUCACUACUGGGAAACCAGACAUGAAUUAGAUCCUCUGUCAUCUUUACUUUUUAUAUCUUAUCUACUAUCUAUUCUCUACCCCCCCCCCCAGAGGUGACCUCUUUUGUU